Protopterus annectens (West African lungfish) is the source of this 1462-nucleotide messenger RNA. RefSeq names its product parathyroid hormone (gene PTH). The record is from RefSeq and is a predicted model, not a curated record. Gene Ontology annotation, cellular component: extracellular region. The transcript is spliced from 2 exons. Bases 2 to 409 code for a protein of 135 amino acids. NCBI's taxonomy places the organism in Eukaryota, Metazoa, Chordata, Ceratodontiformes, Protopteridae. Gene Ontology annotation, biological process: intracellular calcium ion homeostasis. Gene Ontology annotation, molecular function: hormone activity.
AAUGGUCUACAUCUCAAGUACUGCCUUUGUUCUACUUUUUCACUUUGCUUGCUUCCUACUAAAAUCAGACGGGAAGCCGUUAAGGAAAAGAGCCAUAAGUGAAAUGCAGCUGAUGCACAAUUUUGGUGAACAUAAGCACCUUCUGGCAAGACAGGACUGGCUCCAAAUGAAAUUAAAAGAUGUUCAUACGGCCUUUGUGGGAGACCUGGCAGCCAUAUCACCAGAUGAUACAGGAGAAAAAAGCAAAAGCCAGCAUGACAGAACCAUUGAGGAAAGAACAGAACAGAACAAGAGCAGAGGCCUGAGACAUAUUCACUUUCCAGAAAAUGCAAUGGAUCGGGAAUCAGCAGGCCUUUUGACACAGAUAGAAGCUCUAAAACCUAGCACAGCAAGAAACACAGUAACAUGAAAUUAUUAUCAUUGUCAUGGUUCUGAAUUUCAAAGUGUAGCUAAAGUGUGAAAUGCCAGUAAAUUUUUACUGCUGCUAUUUCUUUCAGGGCAGAUAGAUUAAAUCAUCUGUUUUCUGAAGCAAGCAAAUGUGACCUAAAGCCUAGGAAAAGCAAUUGACUACAUGUCUUAUUGUUUUAAAGGUUUGGUCUUAAAUGUUAGGUGUAGUGCAAACCACUAAUCCCUCUGCAGACACGCAAAAUGUGCCUGCAGAUACACCUGUAACAAGAAAGCAGUGCACACUAUAAUAACAAGUGAUUAAUAUAGCCUACUAUUUAUUAGUUUUAUGCAGAACAGUAUUAGCAAGUACAACUCCACACUGUAGCUUUACAUGAUAAUUUUCUUAUCGGGAAGUUAAUUUGACAAUAACAUUCUAUACACAUGUUCAAAGCCAAAUGGGUAAAUAAUGCAUAUCUUCAGGUAAGUGUCAGCUUUCACAUUAUUGUUUUAUAUGUGGAAUACGUCUGACAAUCAGCAGGAUAUAGGAUAUUCUCUUUAGAAAGACUGGCCCCUGGACUUUUACAUCAGUUGAGUACGCAUGGACUAAUGAAUCAAUUUACAUUAAUGUCUUUCCUUUGGACAUUUUCUUAUCCACAUAUAGAUUCGUAGUUCCAUAGGUAAUUACUAGGCUAACAACCCUAAAGGGCCUUUUUAAGCUUUGCCACACUUUCUAAAUAUAUUUGACAGGUUUUGAUAUCCCUCAAGAUGGGCAUGUAACUUGGGCUGAGCAUUUACAAGCUUCGCCCUUCAACAUACAUUGCAUCAUUAUAAAGCCACUUUGUAAGUAAAGUUGUAAGGAUUUGUGAAGUGUUACAUUGAUUUCUGCGUUUGUUUGCACUUUAAUAGCAAAAAAAUAUAUUUUUCUAGAUUCUUUAGCAACUAAGUGUAUAAAAUCUAGUAUUAGCUAACAUCAUCUAGCCUUUAAGAGUAUUCAAAAUGUUAAACAUUAAAUGUGGAAAACAAAAAGUGCAAACAGGAUAAGAAUGACAACAAAAGUUACUGCACCUUAUCUUAU